Molecule: messenger RNA, 3553 nt
Organism: Fukomys damarensis (Damara mole-rat)
Lineage: Eukaryota; Metazoa; Chordata; Mammalia; Rodentia; Bathyergidae
Gene: Gtf2i
Product: general transcription factor IIi
Exons: 34
Coding region: 6-3002 (998 amino acids)
Biological process (GO): transcription by RNA polymerase II
Cellular component (GO): nucleus
Molecular function (GO): DNA-binding transcription factor activity
Source: RefSeq, a predicted model, not a curated record
GGACCAUGGCCCAAGUUGCGAUGUCUACACUGCCCGUUGAAGAUGAGGAGUCCUCCGAGAGUAGGAUGGUGGUGACCUUUCUCAUGUCUGCUCUUGAGUCCAUGUGCAAAGAACUGGCAAAGUCCAAGGCAGAAGUGGCCUGUAUUGCAGUAUAUGAAACAGAUGUGUUUGUUGUUGGAACCGAAAGAGGACGUGCUUUUGUCAAUACCAGAAAAGAUUUUCAAAAAGAUUUUGUAAAAUACUGUGUUGAAGAAGAAGAAAAAGCCGCAGAGAUGCAUAAAAUGAAAUCUACAGCCCAGGCAAAUCGGAUGAGUGUGGAUGCAGUGGAAAUUGAAACACUUAGAAAAACCGUUGAGGACUAUUUCUGCUUUUGCUAUGGGAAAGCUUUAGGCAAAUCCACAGUGGUGCCUGUUCCAUAUGAGAAAAUGCUGCGAGACCAGUCGGCUGUGAUGGUGCAGGGGCUUCCGGAAGGGGUUACCUUUAAACACCCUGAAAAUUACGAUCUUGCGACCCUGAAGUGGAUUUUGGAGAACAAAGCAGGGAUUUCAUUUAUCAUUAAGAGACCUUUCCUAGAGCCAAAGAAACACCUAGGUGGUCGAGUAAUGGUAACAGAUUCUGAAAGGUCAAUCCUGUCUCCAGGUGGAAGUUGUGGCCCCAUCAAAGUGAAAACUGAACCCACAGAAGAUUCUGGCAUUUCCCUGGAAAUGGCAGCUGUGACAGUAAAGGAGGAGUCAGAAGACCCUGAUUACUAUCAAUAUAACAUUCAAGCAGGCCCUUCUGAAACUGAUGAUGUUGAUGAAAAACUCCCUCUUUCGAAGUCUUUGCAAGGAAGCCAUCAUUCUUCAGAGGGCAAUGAAGGAACAGAAAUGGAAGUUCCAGCAGAAGAUUCUACUCAACAUGUCCCUUCAGAAACAAGUGAGGACCCUGAAGUUGAGGUGACUAUUGAAGAUGAUGAUUACUCUCCACCUACCAAGAGACCAAAGAGCAACGAGCCGCCGCCUCCCCCAGUCCCAGAGCCUGCCAAUGCCGGGAAGCGAAAAGUGCGGGAGUUCAACUUUGAAAAAUGGAACGCUCGAAUUACUGAUCUACGUAAACAAGUUGAAGAGUUGUUUGAAAGGAAAUAUGCUCAAGCUAUAAAAGCCAAAGGUCCGGUGACGAUCCCAUACCCUCUUUUCCAGUCUCAUGUGGAAGAUCUUUAUGUUGAAGGACUUCCCGAAGGAAUUCCUUUUAGAAGGCCAUCUACAUACGGAAUUCCUCGCCUUGAGAGAAUAUUGCUUGCAAAGGAAAGGAUUCGUUUUGUGAUUAAGAAACAUGAACUUCUAAACUCAACACGUGAAGAUUUACAGCUUGACAAACCAGCUUCAGGAGUAAAGGAAGAGUGGUAUGCCAGAAUCACUAAAUUACGAAAGAUGGUAGAUCAGCUUUUCUGCAAAAAAUUUGCUGAGGCCUUGGGAAGCGCAGAAGCCAAGGCUGUACCAUACCAAAAAUUUGAGGCGCAUCCCAAUGAUCUUUAUGUGGAAGGAUUACCAGAAAACAUUCCUUUCCGAAGUCCCUCCUGGUAUGGAAUCCCACGGCUGGAAAAAAUCAUUCAAGUGGGCAAUCGAAUUAAAUUUGUUAUUAAAAGACCAGAGCUUCUGACUCAUAGUACAACUGAAGUCACUCAGCCAAGGACAAACACACCAGUCAAAGAAGACUGGAAUGUCAGAAUUACCAAGCUACGGAAGCAAGUGGAAGAGAUUUUCAAUUUGAAGUUUGCCCAAGCUCUUGGCCUCACAGAAGCAGUAAAAGUACCAUACCCUGUGUUUGAGUCAAAUCCAGAGUUCCUCUAUGUUGAAGGCUUGCCAGAAGGAAUUCCCUUUCGAAGCCCCACCUGGUUUGGAAUUCCACGUCUAGAAAGGAUUGUUCGUGGGAGUAAUAAAAUCAAGUUUGUUGUUAAAAAACCUGAGCUUGUUGUUUCCUACUUGCCUCCUGGCAUGGCUAGUAAAAUUAACACUAAAGCACUGCAGUCCCCCAAAAGGCCCCGAAGCCCUGGGAGUAACUCAAAGGUCCCUGAAAUCGAGGUCACUGUGGAAGGCCCUAAUAACAACAAUCCUCAAGCCUCCACUGUCCGAACUCCUACACAAACUAAUGGUUCUAAUGUUCCCUUCAAGCCUCGAGGGAGAGAGUUUUCCUUCGAGGCCUGGAAUGCCAAAAUCACAGACCUGAAGCAGAAAGUUGAAAAUCUUUUCAAUGAAAAAUGUGGGGAAGCUCUCGGCCUUAAGCAAGCUGUGAAGGUGCCGUUUGCGCUGUUCGAGUCUUUCCCAGAAGACUUCUAUGUGGAAGGCCUGCCCGAGGGGGUGCCCUUCCGCAGACCCUCCACUUUCGGCAUUCCGAGGCUGGAGAAGAUCCUCCGGAACAAGGCUAAAAUUAAGUUCAUCAUUAAGAAGCCCGAAAUGUUUGAGACUGCAAUCAAGGAGAGCACCUCUUCCAAGAGCCCUCCCAGAAAAAUAAAUUCGUCACCCAGCGUUAAUACUACUGCAUCAGGUGUUGAAGAUCUUAACAUCAUUCAAGUAACAAUUCCAGAUGAUGAUAAUGAAAGACUGUCAAAAGUUGAAAAAGCAAGGCAGCUAAGAGAACAAGUGAAUGACCUCUUCAGUCGGAAGUUUGGUGAAGCUAUUGGCAUGGGUUUCCCAGUGAAAGUCCCGUACAGGAAAAUCACGAUCAACCCUGGAUGUGUGGUGGUGGACGGCAUGCCCCCUGGGGUGUCGUUCAAAGCCCCCAGCUACCUGGAAAUAAGCUCCAUGAGAAGGAUCUUAGAUUCUGCUGAGUUUAUCAAAUUCACAGUCAUCAGACCAUUUCCAGGACUUGUGAUUAAUAACCAGUUGGUUGAUCAGAGCGAAUCAGAAGGCCCAGUGAUCCAAGAAUCAGCAGAGCCAAGCCAUUUGGAAGUUCCACCAACAGAAGAAAUUAAAGAGACCGAUGGAAGCUCUCAGAUCAAGCAAGAGCCAGACCCCACGUGGUAGACCUCUCCCACCUAGGCUUAAAGUAUCAGUGGUUGAGAAGAGCUUUUCGGACCUGUUACUGCCCCAAGCUGUGUAAUAUACUUGUAUAACAGAAAUACCUUCUAUACAAACCUUUUUUUCUACUUUUAGAUAGAAAUGUCUACUUUUUCAGCAGUUCUGUGAAUUGAAUUAAAGAGCAGAGUGACUGUAGAUUCGGAAUGGCUGGUUUACUUUGGAAUGUAUUAUAAGGAUUUUACAGCAAUGCUGGAAAAAACGACAGGGAAAAUGACAGGGAUGAAUCUCAUCAGAUUUUUUACGUAUCCGGCAGAACCUUCAGCUAUGGUGUGUAUUUUCCAAUCGAGUGAAGAUCUCUCCUACUGGAACAUCUCAGCUUCUGCAGCCAAGGAAAUUCCUGUGACAGUCAGUUCUUUAGUUUUUCUAUUUGAAAAAUCAUUUAAAUGAUCCUUUGUUCACAGCUCUCCUUAAUGACUGAGCGAACAAUUAGUAUCUGUAUAUUUGACUAAACUUUUCCUAAGCUAUCUAUCAUGGUUCAUCUGUUUUUUUAUCAUAAU